This is a messenger RNA of Leptinotarsa decemlineata (Colorado potato beetle), 753 nucleotides long. RefSeq names its product nuclear factor NF-kappa-B p105 subunit. The record is from RefSeq and is a predicted model, not a curated record. Lineage: Eukaryota; Metazoa; Arthropoda; Insecta; Coleoptera; Chrysomelidae. Gene Ontology annotation, molecular function: protein binding.
UGUAUUACACUUCGGAGUUAAACCGCAUGGUCUGUUAAAAUAUUAUCAGUAUACUAACAUGUUGGGUAAAUAUAAAGUAAUAGAUGCGAUAACGAAGAAACAAUAUGAUCUAUCGGAAGAGAUAACAUAUAAUAAAUCUAAUUAAUUUGGGGACGGAAACAAUAACAUCCGACUUUUUUUAAAAUAUAGCGACCAUGUCUCAGCACAUGAAACGUGCCAACGAAAGUAAUUCAUUCGGGCAGACCCCUUUGCAUUUGGCAGUGCGGAUUCAGCAGUUUAGUUUGGUUCAUAAUUUGAUACAAAAAGGGGCAAAUAUUAACACAGUAGAUAUUUUCGACAAUACACCUUUAUCUCUGGCAUGUAUAGAGAAACCGGACCAGAAAAUGGUUGCAUUUCUUUUACAUCACGGAGCAGAUGUUAAUUUGGAAAGACGUCUACACAUGGAUUUAUUUUUAGAAUGUGUCUUGAAUUGUUAUUCGAUCAAACAACUAGAAAUAAUCAAUUUACUGAUUGACGAAGGCAUCAAUGUCAACACAACCGACAAAGUCAACAACAGGAACUGCAUGCAUAUUGUAGCAAUUACAGGGUAUAUACCUUUGGCCGUAUUUCUUCUAGAAAAAGGAGCAAUAUUGAACAUCAAGGACAACUUCGAAAUUACUCCAAUUUUGUUGGCAAAAAUACAUCGAAACACUGAAAUAUUGAAAUUGUUUGAAUUGCAUUUGGCGAACGGAUAAUAAAUAUUAUCUUCUCACA